UAAAUUCUUAUUGUAAUGUCAGGAAGCUGGUGUUGCCAAACAAAGUUGACGCAUUUCCAAAAAUUGACUAAAAUGUUACAUUAGGAUCGGUAAUCAGUGAGAUAUCCAUGUCUAGUCAGCUUAAAUUGUCCCUUGGAAACAAUCCAACAGGAUUGGGGCAGGGAUCCGGGAAUCUGCCUACAGGACACAAUUUGAGCACUACCCCUGGGUAUAUCCCUUCAAAAGGAAAUGAUACACCUCUUCCAUCCUUUACCAUCACUGAACCAGUGUGUCAAGCCAUACUGUACGAUGAUAUUGGAGAAUCAAGGGUCAGAGUGUGGGACCUGAUUGUCCUUAUACCGAAUGUUUUCUUCCUGAUUUUCCUCUUCUACAAAUCAAAAUCUGCCGUCACCAAACUCAGGAGUACCAGCAGUCCCAUAUUCACAGCAUUCUAUGUUCUAGUGUGUCUUGUUGCUGUAAUCAGCGUCCUGAGAUGUGUGGUAUCAAUGACAGUCAAUGCAUCCAUAUUGGCAGGGGAUAUUACAGACAAGGUGUUGUGGCUGGUCCUGAGGUUUUUCUUGCUGGGGACAGAAAUGUCCAUCAUUGUGUUUGGACUGGCAUUCGGUCAUUUGGACAGCAGAAAAUCCAUACAGAGAGUGUUAUUAGUGACAUCAUGUGUGGCCCUCAUAUACUCGUGUACACAGGGCACCCUGGAGUUUGAGUACCCCGAUCCUCAGUUUCAUGUACAGAAAGGCUCCAACGAAACGUACCAGGACUUUGACAUCUUCGCCCAUGGAGGGAUGAUUUUCUGGCUCACCAGCUCUCUUGUCUUUUUCCUUGUGUACACAGUGAUAUUUAUUUUACCAUGGACAAGUCUGAAGGAAAGGUGGUCUCUUCCACCCAAGAAAUCUUUUUACCGCUAUGCUGCAUUUUUGGCCUUCCUUAAUCUUGCCCAGGCCAUUGGGAGCGGGAUGUUGUAUGGAGAAAUUCAGGAAGGAAUGUGCCUGGUGGAUUUGACAUCUUAUAUCUACUUUACUUGUUUUGUGCCUCUUGUGUAUCUGGUGUUUCUAAGGAAGUUCUUUAUGCACACACAGCCGCGAAUCCUGUUCUCCUACAAGAGUCAGGUGGACGAGAUUCCGGAGGAAGACACUGUCAGCAUGCCGUACCAGUCUAACGUCCGCAAGACCGAGGACGGCGACAACAUGAGUGUCAGCUUCGACAGCACGCACUUCGACCACCAGUCGGGGUCCUACUACACUCGCCCGUCCUCGCUCCUCCCCAACGGCUCAGUCAACGUGACAGAAGACGACGUCGCUCCAGUCCGAGACUAUUACCAGGCCUCAGCCUAGGACUCACAUUUUCUGCGGAUGUUUUCUUGCCUAGUGAUAUUAAUGGGAGCUUUAAGUCCAUCAUCAUAGACUUGUAGGCAUGUACAAAGAAAGCUAGUAAUCAAGAGACUUUUGUCACUCAAGGUGCUUAUAUAGCGGUUCUUCAGAGGAAGGAUCGAAUACAAUAUGAUAUUGAUACAACGCUAUUUAAAAAUUAUGAGUUAGCUCCUUAAUUGUGUACUUUAGUGAAUUAGUACUUCUGAUGAAGGUCAGAUUUUGAAAUAUGUGUGUAAAUAUUUUGCAGAUUCAUUUGUUUCUUUUUUAAUGUUAAGUUUUUUGUUAAUAAUUACUAUGAAGGAAAAUUAAAUUGUAAAGAUUUGAUUUACCCUUUCUGAUUUCAUUAAUGCCACAAUUAUUACAAAAAUCAUACAUAGGUUUAACUGAAGAUAGAGUUUAUUUGUUUUCUUUUGUUUUAUAUAAAAGGAGGGAGACAACCCUCUGAAUCUCACAGACAAAAUAACUUAUCUUCUUUAAUAUCUUCAUUUUGUAAAAUUGUCAUGUUGAAAAGAAUAGCAUUUAUGGUAAUAUAGAUAUGAAAUAAACAGGUUUAAUGGUGUGUACAUACCAUAUAUCAUUUGUUUACUAUCAUAGUUGUGACACAAAGCUAAUUUUUGUUGAAUACAUUUGUAUUUUUAUUUAGGCGUUUAUAUUUCAAAUGGAAAAAAAUGGCAGUUUAUGGAGGUAUCAGAUUUCAACCCGACAUUUUUAAGCUUGAUGCCAUGGAUGCAUAGAAUUUCUAUUUACCACCCUUAGGCAUGUAAUCUGCUAAAAAUAUUACUAAUACUAAUCUUACAUUCAGAGAGAAAUUAUACUUGAUAUGAAGAAGUAUUCUAAGUUCAAUUUCAUAUUCCAUUUUUUGAUGACAAAAUUGGGAAUUUAAAAUCUAAAUUUUAAUCUUUUUUUCUUUUGGACAAAAUAGAAGAAAUAUACUUUUCUGUUGAAGAAAACAGCUUUUGAAGAUCCCCAAUCCCCAUGUGCAUCAGUUCACCAAGCACCUGCUAGGAACAUUUCAGAUGUAUCAUGUAUUUAUUAUUAUGCUUGUUUAUUGAUCCCGGUCAAAGGGUAGGGAACUGUUUCUGUGUUCAGUGCUAAAUUCUUCAGCUUAAAAUAUGUUGCAGUUUUGUGUAAAUUUUUACUGACAAUCUUGUCUGAUGAUAAUGCUGACCAAUAGAAAGGCAGUUCUUUAUUUUAUGAUCCGAGAAGUACAGGUCAGAAACAGGGGAGAAGAGAAUUGUAUUUUUGUCACUUCAGGAAUUCCUGAAUUAUUUGUUUUAUAUUUAUGCCAUUUGUGAUUUCCGAUUUCAUGAAAUAGUUGUGCAAUAUUUUUGUUACAUUUAGUAGAGGGUUGUUGUGUAUAAUAAUAAUAAUAUCUGAGGAUCUCAGUUCAUCCAGUCAAAAUGUCAGAUCACUUGUAAGUUGUAACAUUGACUUCAAAAUAAACAGAACAUACAAAAAG
Magallana angulata is the source of this 2823-nucleotide messenger RNA. Its product is annotated as transmembrane protein adipocyte-associated 1 homolog. Lineage: Eukaryota; Metazoa; Mollusca; Bivalvia; Ostreida; Ostreidae. The transcript is spliced from 11 exons. Gene Ontology annotation, molecular function: G protein-coupled receptor activity. Gene Ontology annotation, biological process: G protein-coupled receptor signaling pathway. Bases 108 to 1328 code for a protein of 406 amino acids. Gene Ontology annotation, cellular component: plasma membrane. The record is from RefSeq and is a predicted model, not a curated record.